AUGGAUAUUCAACAAAAUUUGCAAAAAGAACAACACAAACAGAAAGAUCGACAUGAUGAAAAAUUAAAGAAAAUUGUGUCAUACCAAAUAGGCGAUCUAGUUUUGUAUUACAAGCAAUGUUAG
Molecule: messenger RNA, 123 nt
Organism: Funneliformis mosseae
Lineage: Eukaryota; Fungi; Glomeromycota; Glomeromycetes; Glomerales; Glomeraceae
Source: the annotation of a GenBank genome assembly